Molecule: messenger RNA, 627 nt
Organism: Amphiprion ocellaris (clown anemonefish)
Lineage: Eukaryota; Metazoa; Chordata; Actinopteri; Pomacentridae
Product: sterile alpha motif domain-containing protein 15-like
Exons: 3
Coding region: 113-493 (126 amino acids)
Molecular function (GO): protein binding
Source: RefSeq, a predicted model, not a curated record
UUUUUAAACACAAAGUUCAAAAUUGACUAAUAUUCACAGUGGCUGUUGAGGGAAUACUUUUUUACACCUACUGGCAGGUAACAGUUUCCAUGGCAACUUACUUUCAGGCAACAUGGAGUUCCUGCUGUGGGAUUGUCAUGAAGUUGCAAGAUGGAUUGAGUCUUUAGGAUUCCCGCAGUACAAAGCCUGUUUCACAGAGAACUUCAUCACAGGAAGAAAACUCAUUUAUGUGAACUGUAUCUACCUGCCCAGACUCGGAAUCACAGAUUUCAAAGACAUGCAGGUCAUCUCUGCUGCUGUACGUGAGCUGCUGGGGAUCACAGAGACCCUGUGGAGUCGCAGCGUCGCCGACCCUCCGAGGGACUCUGUGGGCCUUUACCUGGAGCUGAAGAGCCGGACAGGUGAGCGAGCGGACGGACUCACCUACCAGCAGUUCCUGGAUGGCAGCCAUCAGUGUGACAAAGUGACAGCCCAGGGCGAAUCACAACAGUAAAGGAAGCAAAAAAAAAAAAAAAAAUCAAGACAUGUCGGUGUCAUUUCAUACCGCCAACUGUCAGCUCAGGAUGACUCUGAUGAGACACUCACAGGAGGUCGCAGGCAGGCCUUGGUAUUCACACUUCCCACCAG